UUUAACGAUAUAGUAGGUGUGGGACGACGAUUCUGGGUGAGCGAGCGAGUGAGAGAGUGAAAGGAUAGACGAGGAAACCAAUUACUGAACACGGCAUAUAUUUGACUUUGCCAACUGUGAUUUGCACUAGUGUACAAGCUACGAAUGAAUAAUAUCAGAAUGAGGCAUCAGUGCAUCAGUAUUUUAGAGUUCGAGUCGCCCGGCCGGGUACGCAAAUUUUUAUAGCGUAUGCACAAACACACGAAAUAGGCGAGAGACAUAUGGAUGAGUGUGUGUAUAAGGGCGUUUGGCAUGGCAAAAGUGUGUGCUGGCUUAAAGGCCAAUAACGGCUAGUCGUUGUCGAUCGCUGACUUGACAAGGGAAAUAAGAGUCUCACCAUUGAGUAAGAGUGGUUAGACAAGGGAGAUACGUAGAAUUAGGGCGCCGCCUACGAGUUCGCGCAUUUUGAGGUUAAGUGGUCUGCUAAAAUUCGAAGGGUUGUGCAUUCGAGACGGCAUCUAAAUUUGUUUGGAGAGGGAAAAGGGAUUGGGGGUAUAGAGAGGUGUUCUUCAACUAUUCGGAGUUGGAAGUAAGCGUCGCGUGCAAACCACGACGCUUCAAGCGGUGUUGACUUGCGAGCGCGGGACAAAGGCUUGAGAAGGGAGCUCGUUUUCCUGGUGCCUCGAUGAAUAUGCUAGCUGUAAAUUCAAGUGGGACAGUGCGGGAGCGAGGGUCGACCUUGCUAGCCGUUUGACGAACAUUUACGCGGCUCCACGCAUUCGGGAAUGCUCUGGUGCCUUCGGUACCUCUGGUUCAUCUGCUGACACCAUUAGCCUCAUUGAAACAUGGUCAAGGAGAAGCCAAAUUCCAUUCGAAUCUAUGACUCUGAAGGCUACAGGCGUAGGGCGGCCUGUAUUUGUGUUAAAAACGAUCUCGAGGAAGAGGUUUUACUGGUGACAUCCAGUCGAAGACCCGAUAGCUGGAUUGUGCCUGGUGGAGGAGUCGAACCAGAAGAGGAGCCUGCAGUAACAGCCUUGCGAGAAGUUCGAGAAGAGGCUGGUGUGCUUGGACAAUUAGGCAGAUGUCUCGGUAUUUUUGAAAACGUUGAACACAAACACAGAACUCAAGUUUGGGUAAUGAGAGUUACUGAGGAAUUACCAGAGUGGGAAGACUCCCGUUCCAUAGGUCGUAAACGUAAGUGGUUUUCUAUACCAGAGGCUCUACUUCAACUUGCGCAGCACAAACCUGUCCAGCGUUCUUACAUUCACAGUCUUCAUAAUACAAAUCCUCGUCGAAAUAAUUCCAGUAUGCCUUUGGUGCAGUAUCCGCAUAGUCCGAUGGCAUCGAUCCAGCUGGUUAACAACUCUGGAAGCAGCCCUCAUUUUAACAAGCACAGCUAAUAAUUCAAGUAUCAUCAAAUCAUAUUUGGCAAACAAGCAUCUUCAACCAAAUCUUGAUUGCUGUCUCCUAUCAGUCCUUUGUGAGGAUUAUGAUAAUUAUUACUGCUGUAUUUUAUACAUAUAACUAUAUUAAUUAUGCUAAUUAUUAUUAAUAUGAAUUACUAAUAAACUGGUCCAUAUAGGAGCAGUUUCAUGACUCUUUAUUCAAAG
Ceratosolen solmsi marchali is the source of this 1589-nucleotide messenger RNA. RefSeq names its product diphosphoinositol polyphosphate phosphohydrolase 1 Aps (gene Aps). Gene Ontology annotation, biological process: adenosine 5'-(hexahydrogen pentaphosphate) catabolic process; diadenosine hexaphosphate catabolic process; diphosphoinositol polyphosphate metabolic process. The record is from RefSeq and is a predicted model, not a curated record. Gene Ontology annotation, cellular component: nucleus; cytoplasm. Bases 825 to 1379 code for a protein of 184 amino acids. Gene Ontology annotation, molecular function: bis(5'-adenosyl)-hexaphosphatase activity; bis(5'-adenosyl)-pentaphosphatase activity; diphosphoinositol-polyphosphate diphosphatase activity. NCBI's taxonomy places the organism in Eukaryota, Metazoa, Arthropoda, Insecta, Hymenoptera, Agaonidae. The transcript is spliced from 3 exons.